Molecule: messenger RNA, 9818 nt
Organism: Xyrichtys novacula (pearly razorfish)
Lineage: Eukaryota; Metazoa; Chordata; Actinopteri; Labriformes; Labridae
Source: the annotation of a GenBank genome assembly
AUGAUGCCUGCAGCUAAAGGCAUGUCCCAUGUGAUACCCAACCAUGUUCUGAGAGUGGGUCAAACUAUCCAACUGGGCUCGGCCCAGGAGAAAAUUCUCAAGGAGCCCAGCAGUAACCAUGACGACCUUGACAUAUCCCUGGAUAAUCUCAACCAGCUCAUGCUGGAUCUGGAUCCGUCGUUUGAACCCAUUCGGGUCAACAAAAGUCCCUCAUGCACCAGCCCGUCUACAGGUACAGUAAAACUUUGAGCCUGCUUUACAUUCAAGUUUUCCUCUUGUCUCUCUUUCAACCUGAAGAGGUGUGACACAGAGUGGAGUUAACCCAUAGUCACCCUCAUUAAACAAACACCACACAUAGCCUGGGGAUUUGGAAAUUUACCCUCCCUGUUUGGGAUGGCUUUGAUUUUUUUAACUAUGGGAUAAUUGCACCACUUCAGCUGUUCUGGGAUUACUGCCCAGACUAGCACCACACCCUGCUGCACAUGUUAAGUUACAGAUGCAGAGAAGCUCACCAAGUAAGUCGCACAUCGGGGUGGUAUAGUGGUUUCUUCAAACAGAGCUGCUCUGAUCAGAAACUGUGCACAAGAGUCAACAAAGCCUGUACUUAGAUUUCCUGUUAUCACUUUUUUUCAACGUGAAAGACGUUGGUUGUUUGGUUAUGAGUGCUACGUUUGUGGUGCUAAGAAAAGAAGUGUGAAGAAAAUCAUCAACAAGCUUAAGACAGAAACAGAACUUUUAGGCAGAGUUAGUGAGCACCACCUGUGGUUGUGAAACAUGGUAAUUCCACCUCCAGUCCCAGACAGAUAUCACUAUUUCUGUGCUACUAUCAGUCACUGUUAUGUAAUGCCAGUUGCAAAGCCGUGACACAUGCACUGACCAGCACCUACAGUGUUUUCCAGCUGGUAAAAAAAGAAACUUGCUCAGCGCCCAUCAUCACAGUGAGGCAAACAGAUCCUCAGGUACACAGGGACAAGUCAGGACUGCUCUAAGGGAUUUUGUUUCCUCGCAACAGCAGAAAUGAACAUUCAAAGCAUUCGGUUUUGAAGGAAUGGCCUGUGCUCUACAAGCAGGUUCCUGCAUGAGAAAUAUGAAUGUUUUUAUCACUCAACUGUCUUAUACAAACAGCUGACUGUUUGCAUCCAGAGGCCAAGCCCAUUUUACCAAGAGAAAAGCAAAGUGUAAAGUCUGGGAAAUGACACAACAUGCAGGGUUUUUUCCAAAGACUUACACAUCUCCUUUGGUAUUGCAAAACCUUGAUGUAGUUUUUUUUGCUUGAACUCCUCUCUCUACCCUCAGAUGAUUCCUGCUCAGAUGAAGAUGUCUCCCAAUGUGUUUUGGUCCCUCGAGGAUGCCAUCCCUGCUUGUCACCCACUGUGGCCCCAUGUGUGUCACCCAGUAUCCCCAUCCCAACACAAAGCAGUGUCAGCCACAGUCCACAAGGGGCACUUGUGUUUUCAAGCUCCCCAUCGUCCUCCCUGCCUCCACUGCCAGGUGGAAGUGUUCCCCGAAGACAGCCCUCACCAAAGCAAGAAACAGGAUGUCUGCGACUGUCACACUCCAACAGAAACAGUGUCACCUCGCUCCUCUCUAUGUCCACAUGCUCAGACACCAGCUACAUCCUUGGCAGGUAAUACAAAAUACCAAAACAUUAAGAUAUAAUUGAAAAAUGUUUAUAUGUGUUUUUAAGAAGAUCAGUGGUCUAUUGAGACCCAGACUAGGACCAGUUUGUAGGGGACUGAUAGUAAUGGGAUUUUAAAGUGAAUCACUUAUUUCAUGACAGACAUGACUGUCCGUAACAAACAUACAUAUUUCAUUUUGAAUUUAAUCACAGCAGGAUCAAACUCAUUCAUUUCUUCCUUUAUAUUAAACCUCAUGAUAAAUAUAAAGACAGAAAGAAAUGAUUGUCCUUCUAUUUGAAGUAUGAGUUCAGUUGAAUGUCAGACAAAAACAUUCUUCACACAAAGAUAUGGGCUUCCUAAAGACAGAUUCAUAUAUGUAUGUUUGCCAAUAAAAACAUCAAUGUUAAAGAAAAUAUAGUAGAGAAUUCAACACUGUUGCUGAUUUAGAAAUACUGUCAACCCCCACCAGUUAUGCUCUAAUAUUUCCAUUUAUUUCUCAUCAUUCUUGCACAGCAACCUGUCACUGGCCAGUGAAGACGCUGAUUUUCCAGAGUCCAUUCUCACUUAUUCGCCCGGCGACGGGUCCAGAAUGAGGACGACCGACAAUCAGCUCAGUCCAGAAAAGCCUCCACUGAUGAGGCGAGGACAUCUACAAGAGCAGCGUGGAGCACAUAGCAGUCCUGCCUCACUGUCGAGCUCUUUGACAGACAUUCCUAUACUGCUUGUCAACGGCACACCACAGCAGGAUAUGAACAUCCACUCUCUUGGGCCAGAGAUGGACUUAACGCAGACUACAACCAUGUACAACUCCAAGCCUGUCGCCCCUCACAGUAAGCAGCACAUUGAAUUGAGGUUUAAUUUUGCAGGAAGUUAUCAAUAUUCAAACUAUUUUUGGUCACACUGACGUAUUUUUUGAUUGUUCAGGUUUCCAAGCCCGCUUUAGUGGCAGCCAGCCAUCGAUGAAGUUCGUCAUGGACACUUCAAAGUUUUGGUUCCGUCCACAUAUCAGCAGAAUGGAAGGUGAGAAUCUCAAAAUAUCACACUGAAGAUCUCUGGGUUCAGAUAGUAAAAGCUUUCUUCAGGCGCAGUAGUUUUUAAUUUUUAAGGCUUUGUGACAUUUCUGCACUAAGACAUGACUGUAGGACAAACACUUCUUGAUGUUCAUUUUGUUGAGAGUAAAAUUAACAAUAGAGUGUUGUCCAUGUCAGGGCCAUAUAUAUUAGGAAGUCACUACUAAGGUGUUCUGACUAAACAGAGCAAAGAGGCACCAAUGCUUAUGAAUCCUCUUGUCCAUUUAUGGUCACUUCUGGCCCCAGCAAAAGAAGAUGGCAAUGACAAAAACGCUAAACUUUGACUUUACAGGAGUUAUAUCAACUGUCUGGUCAGAGUUCAUGUCAGAAUCAUAAAAAUAAAUGCACACUAUAUCAACACUGAGCAUUGUCUUCGAUUUCUUCUUGAUUCUAGCUGAAGCACUGCUGAGAGACAAGGAAGCAGGAACAUUUGUGGUGAGAGACAGCACGUCCUACAGAGGCAACUUCGGUCUGGCUAUGAAGAUCGACCAAACAUCUGCCAACUUAGAUGCCAGCGCCUACCCAGGUAAACUUCUACAGUACAGCUGCUUUUUAAUCAUACACAGCUGUUUACAUAACUUUUUUAGUAUUCUAGGGAGAAUUUAAAUUCCAGGUAAAAUAAACUUGGACUUAAGAAACCCAGUGGUGUUGUACCAGCUGUGAUGCUACAUUUUCUUUAGCUGUCACUUACCGUCAUUGUUUUACUAAUUCAAUACAACACAAUGAAAUGCAAUGCAGAACAAUAUGAUGCAAAAUGAUAAAAUAGGAUAUUGUUCAUUUUGGAAGUAUUGGUGUGAUAUGGUAGGAUAAGGUAGGACAGGAUUGGACAGGACACACUAAGACUGCCCUUUCCCUGCAUUACUUUUUUAUGUCCUGAUAACAAAACACAAAGCUACAGGUGUAAAAACAGCUUAAAAUAAGAGGUAACAAUAAAACGUACUCUUAGAUUGGUGUCUGUGACGUCACUCUCUCAGGUGUAGAGAUACUCACAUCACAGAUACAAAGAGUGGGGAGAGAGAGUGAGAUUGUCCUCUAGUCUCGACAUCGUGGAUGGCAAUCUUGGUCACACAAAUAUAAACAUAUACGGUGGUCAGCAAGUAUAAAGUUGUCCAUCUAGGGUAAACACUGACAAAUAUCAGUUACGAAAUUUUCAAAUACUGCUGCAGUGUCUCUGCACCUCUAUUCAGCUACAUAGAUAUCUAAUGGUGUUGAGCAAGAAGAACUUAAAGGUCGAUAUCUCUCUCUGUUGCUUAAGAAUGGGCGUUAGUAAUAGGUUUUGAACUUAUCAACUGAACUGUCCCUGAAGUGUACCUAUUCCAGCUGUCUCUCUAGGCACUUUUACUUCCCUAAAUGCUUUUAUUAAAUGUUGCAGCGGCAGUAACAUUUCUGGGUGAAAUGGAGGAAAAAUGGUCUGGAAAAGGAAAAACUGUGCAAACACAAUGCAGCACAGUGCUGCAGUUGUGAUGUGUUUAUACCAAGGCCAGAAAGGCACGAAAAAUCACUUACCAAACUCUGGUGAUGUGAAUGGGCCUGUCUGAUGAUAUCCAGCUAUCUGCGGUGAGGCAGGAGACAGUGUUGUUUUUUUUUCCAUCCGCAGUAUACACUGUGUAAACAAAAAGAAAACCAGCUGUUUACGGCAGUGUAAGCAAUCAAAGAGGGAAAAAUGGACCUCACUCACAAAACGAUUUUGUGGCUAGCUUCAUUUGUGGAUUUGUAUUUGUUUUACAGGAAUGGAGGAUAUGAAAGACAUAUGAGCUUUGUGUCGGGAACUGAGACCAUUUCUAAGUGCAGAAUCAGGGUUAUGUUGUCAGUUCAAAUAUUCCUCUGCUAAAUUAUUCCUUUAGGGUAAUGAGAAAACACAAUUACCCUUGGCUGUAGGAAGUUAUAUCAUAUUUCCCCUUUGUAACUUCCAUGUUGUUUUGAAUGUUAAAUGGUUUGUGUAAAAAAGUCAAUCAAUAUUAUAAAAGACCAAAGGUGAACUCAGAGAAAAGUUAAGUACAUUUAAUAAUAAUAAUUGACAAAAAAAGAGAUUCUUCUUACAAAUUGCUGCUAUCCCUAGAAGUGUGGGUGUAUGAGUAUAUUCAAAUUCAACUUUAUUUAAAUGGCAUAUUUCUUACAAGGAUGUAAUUCAAAGUGCCCCACAAAGGUUAAAAGCAACAAUAAAACCCAACCCUCCCACCCACACACACACCCAUAGACGCACACACACAUCCAUAGACGCACACACACACACACACACACACACACACACACACACACACACACACACACACACACACACACACACACACACACACACACACACAUACAUACAUACACAAGCGCACACACACAAGUGCACACAGAAUGAGCAUUUAAGUUAUAUUGUUAAAGAGACAUGGCUUGACACCAACUAUCUACAUUCAUUCAUGAGUGUAAUAUUUUGUGUAACUAAAUCAAAGAUGUUCAACAGAGAAAUCAAUUCUUGUAGCUAUUUAAAAAGAGUUAAACCAAAGGGUAAAACAAAACAACAUGACUGUGAUAGAUGCUUAAACAAUAAUAUGAUUGACAUAAAAAAAAUGAUCAGUUCUGCAUCCCAUUCCAUUUCUUUAUCCACAUUUAUUUGGGUUGGAACUAUUUUUUUUCCACUGUGUUAGAGCCCAACCUUUGGAGCAGGUUAUUCACUGCAUAAUUGCAACACUGUUUUGUCUCACAUUUCCCUCUCUAAAAGACUGCACCUUGAGGAUUUAGACAUCACCCUUUCCCAUAUUGCAAUUUUAAUAAUAUCUGAGUAAAAUAUACAGCCAUACUUUUAGAUGAGUUGACCUUUCACCUCUAGAACCAGGGAUAAAACAAAAAUCAGGAGGAGUUGUAUUGUUGUAAUUUUUAGGUACAAAAUGUCAUAUGUCAAGAAUAAUGUUCAAAUAUCUGGUUUAUUUGACCAACAUCUGGCACUACGUAAUUUGUCUGUAAAUAUGGACUGGUUGGUUCAAAAGAUACUUAAGAUUAUUGUGAUUUUUUUCUUGUCGGCUUUUGCAUCUUUAUCAUAAACCGUACAUUUACCGUAUUGUUUGCUUGUAAAUGAUUGAAACUUUUCCAUUCAUGUGCAACAGGCGAGAACAGCUCAGACCUCAUCAGACACUUCCUCAUUGAAUCAUCAGCUAAGGGCGUACGCAUCAAAGGCUCGUCUCAAGAACCCUACUUUGGUAAGUUGAAGUUAAUUAUAAAAACAAGUUUUUGGCGCACUCCUAUAACUUAAAUCCCACUCAUAGUAAACCUGCCCACUCAAUAUGAGUGAACAUCCUGGUGUGGCUGGCAUAUGCCUGAGUCAGCCAUGUCUAGCCUGUAAAGGUGUGGGUGGGAAGCAGUGAGUGGAUCCCUUUCAUCAUUCAAAGGUAUGAGUUCUCAGGGUGUGUUCUUAUACAAACAGAUCUAUUAUCAGAAGUUAUCCUAUCACAGUCUGUGGGUGUAUGGAAUAAGGCACAUGCGAGACUCAUGCAUUUGUCAGGAGAAAUCCUGACAUGACGAACAAAAAGUAUCGCAACCUACAGUUGUCAUGAGUCAACUUCACUGCAAAAUCUAUGGGUGUAAACUGGCACUGAGCUGAAGCAAAUGACUUAAACAUCACAAAGAAAAGGUAUGCCACCAAGUUGGAACUUACAGACAGGACUAUCAAAUUUAAUAAUACAAUUACUGCUGGAUAUUGUGAGGUUUUCUGACCGUAUUUUGUCGAGAGAGGAAAUACAUGUCAUACCUGAGCUUAACCAAACCAUUGUUUUGUGUUAUCUUUGCAGGUAGUCUUUCUGCUUUGGUGUACCAGCACACAAUUUCUGCUUAUGCGUUACCCUGCAGACUCGUACUUUACUCCCAAGGUAGGCAACUACUGACAGACUGCUGUCUUUGUGUGUGUGUGUGUUUUGUUCACAAGUGAAAGAUACAAAAUGUUGAACUCACCUUGUAUUUCUUACACAGACCUGAGUGCAGCAGAAGAGAGGACGUAUGAUACAGCAGAAUGUGACAACAAACAAAGAACAGGUGAGACAUUACCAUAAAGUGUGGAAGCUAAAGCUGAUGUGCAUCCAUACAUUUUACUUCACUUCUUUUCCUCUGAUAACAAGUUGAUUUUAGUUGUUGUGAGAUCCUGACUUAAUGCUAGAUGAUCAUAACUAAAGGCGAAUUACACAGUGCUUAUGUCUUCAAAAUGAUUAUAAAAAAUGAUCUCAUCUACCAUGUGUAAGAGUUACUAUUUAGUUCAAAGCAGUUUUUUGCAUUAAGCUGUAAGCAUUACUCACUUUGCUGCAGAAUUGGUCAUUUGGUUAUGAAUCACCACAGGAAUUCCAGGGCUUCUGAUACCAGCUUCAUGUCCAUACAUGAUAGACUGCAUUUUUUCUCUCUCACUCACAAGCUUUAUUUUAAAAUACUAGAGGCUGCCUCGAGGAUACUUUGAGAUAAAUAUAACAAAAGCUUGAUAAAACAACAUGACAUUAAUCUUCAGCACUUAAAAUGGAGUAAAUAAAACGUAUGGAUGCAAGACUACUAAGAGCUUUUGUAAACCAGAACAUAAACCGUCUUUGCUCAUAUUGGCAUAAACUAUAUUAGAUAUACACUCUACCAGUUAUCUUUGAGUAAUUUUUUUUACCAAGUGUUGUUUUUCAUUUAAUCAUUACACCUAAAUGUUUUCUUACACUUUUCUGUCCUAUAGUCAUAUUAGUCCAUAAUUUAUUCACCUACUUGUAGAAAUUGUCAACAGUGGCUUCUCCAAAUUGAAAAAACUAAGUUAACUAACUUUGUUCAGAAAGUCCUUGGUGAAAGAUAACUUCAUAAUUGUCUAGAAAUAAAAAUAUAAUUUAGAUUUACUCAUUGUUCAUUACAUAAAGGGAAAUGACUAGUUUGACAGUGUCACUCUUAUCCACAGAUGUUCACUGUAGCUUGCUAGUUUUAGGCACAAUCAACCACUGACACCUGUACUGUGGUUUUUGGCCCAAACCGCAGACUCCUAAAGGUGAAAACACUAACCUUAAAAAAUGAUGGCUGAAUAACAGGAACACAUCACCAAGGUCAUGCUGUUGUAAAUACAUGGCUGACUAACUGUGACAUACCUCUUUGAAAGCUUGGCCUGCAUUCAGGUAGAAAUUUCCAGCAGCAGAUAACCUCCACAUAUCCUUGGAUCGAACUUUAUCCUGUUGUUUCUACAUUAUGAUGGCUGAUGCCCUAUUAUUUAUGCAAUAUUUACCAUGUUUUGUCAGUUAAAGUCUCACUCCAAUCGUUUUUUUUUACUACUUAAAGUGUUCUCAGUCGUCCUUAAAUUGUGAUUAUGGAGUUUUUACCAAAAAUUGUGUUACCUGUGUCAUUUUCAAGGGCUUUUCUUCUGCAGAGCUCCAGUAGAUCACUAGCAUUUAGCCUGCGAGUCGUGAGUGGAGACAGCGCUGCUCUGCACACUCCUCUUUGCGUUAGCUUGUAGCUUAUCAUUGCCUGUGCAGCAGAAGUGGCAGGUAACAUAGGAGCUAUCCUGCUCUAAUGUCUUUAGAGACAUGAUGAAAUCUAAUGCCAUAAUUAGCUUUCUUACGAGCUAACGCACACGCUUGUUCUGCGAUAGUACUCUCUAUUUCUCCCCUAUAUGCAGAGUGUGGCCUGUAUAGCGGGGCUCUGAGGAUGGAGCUUGGAUUGGUUACAUAAGAAAUCUCAUUGUAUCUGAACCUGCUGUUUGGGUCUGCCAGUCGAGAUUCACAGCAAUUUGAAUGCAGAAAUACUCAGAAAAGCAAUUUCGCAUUUAGUUUUCUCAUGAUAUGUCCUGUAGCAUCAGAUAAAUGCCAUAUGAACGGAUAAAAAACAAGAAAAACAUGAUUUUCAUCAAAGUGGGUCAUUAAAGGGAUGCCAAAAUUUUUGCCUUAAGUGUACAAAUAUCAAGUAAAUUUUUCCCACAGUGUCUUGCUUAUCACUUUUGAUUGAUUAACCACAAUGUUUAUUUCUUCUGCAGCUUCCAAUUUCGUCUACCUGAAUGCCAUUCCUGUUGAGAUGCUGACAGGGCCCUGUGCAGUGCAGAAGGCUGUGUCCUCCACAUUUGACAAAGCCCCUGGCUCCUUCACACCAACUAUUGUGAACCUGAAGGUGUCUAUGAAGGGUGUCACACUGACGGAUAUCAACAGGAAGUAAGACAAUCUACAUCCUGUCACUUUGCAGCAGAGAUUUUUCCGAGGUCAUGUCACAGAAUAGUUAUCACAUUUUUUUUUUCUCAGGCUUUUCUUCAGACGCCAUUACCCCGCUCACCUGCUCAGCUACAGUGGCGGAGAUCCAGGCAAUCGAUUGUGAGUACACAGCAAUACAUGCCAAAAACCAGGGAGACCUAUUUUAAGAAACACAAACUGACACAACCCCCUGAAUGGAUAUACUGUGAUGUGUUUGUUUAAUUUAAGUGCAUAUGUAGUGUUGGUUAGAUUAGGUGUAACUGUUUCCAUCGGUCCCUGAUGCUUUUAUACUCUCAGGUAUAAAACAGAGGGUGAAAACUGAAACUUCACUGUUUACAAAGGCAAACAACACUGUUGCUGUAAUUUUAUUUCUAUAAGACAUGAUGUUAGAGUGUAAUUCACAUUAAAGACACAUUUAUUUCUCCAGUGUGCUUUCACUUCUAUGAAGGAAACACAGUUCUUGACCUUUGGACUGAACACAUUAAAAUCAGAUAGAUAUUUCUUAUAUCAAAUCAUCAAACAUAUCAAAUAACACUGUAUAACAACCAUGUGUGUAAAUAACAGCACACAUUUACCAAUAAAGCCUACACUGGGAGCAUGGAAGUAAAACUUUUUCUUUCUCUCUUUGCCUUACAGGUGGAUGAGGGGUUCCUGUUCAGGUGCAAGGUAAUCUUUCGCUUCAAUUACAAUAUCAGAAUGUUGUUUGUACUUAUCGAGAAAUUACCUGUGCUCUUAUUUUGGCGUCCAUUGUUAAACUCAGAGACUGUCUUCUUCAUACAUUUAAUUAAUUAGUGCUGUAAUAAUGAAACAGGACCUGAUCUUUGUCCAACAGGAUGUUCGGCAUUGUGGCCAAAGGUGUGGAGGCUGGUAUGGAGAAUGUUUGCCACGUUUUUGCAGAGUAUGACCCCCUACAGCCCUGCAACAAAAUCAUUGAAGUUAUCCAGGCUGCCAUAGCAAGGCUAUAG